Hordeum vulgare subsp. vulgare (domesticated barley) is the source of this 809-nucleotide messenger RNA. Its product is annotated as UPF0678 fatty acid-binding protein-like protein At1g79260. Lineage: Eukaryota; Viridiplantae; Streptophyta; Magnoliopsida; Poales; Poaceae. The transcript is spliced from 4 exons. The coding region runs from base 65 to 559 and encodes 164 amino acids. The record is from RefSeq and is a predicted model, not a curated record.
GCCACUCCCCAACUACGGAGAAUCGUGAGACCAGUCCGAAAAUCCAACCGGAGACUUCAAAGAAAUGGAACCCGCCGGCCCACCAGCGCAGCCGCCGGCGCCGCACCCACUGGUGGCUCCGCUGUCGUUCCUGCUGGGCAAGUGGCGCGGGGAGGGCGAGGGGACCUUCCCCACCAUCGCCCCGUUCCGCUACGGCGAGGAGAUCCUCUUCUCCCACCACCCUUCCAAGCCGGUGAUCUCGUACACGCAGAGGACGUGGAAGACGGCGUCCGGCGACCCGAUGCACGCCGAGAGUGGGUACUGGCGGCCCCGCCCCGACGGCUCCGUCGAGGUGGUCAUUGCCCAGAGCACAGGCCUCACCGAGGUCCAGACAGGCUCAUAUGAUACUGAAAAGAAAACAGUGACACUCCAAAGCGAACUUAUUGGCAAUGCAUCAAAGGUGAAGCAGAUCACAAGGGCUUUUCAGGUGGUGGACGGGGAGCUCUCGUACAUCGUUCAGAUGGCAACAAUCACAAACAGUCUUCAGCCCCAUUUGAAAGCCCUUCUCAAGAGGAUCUGAGCAAUCUCCUUGGGUGCGAUCGCUAUUGCAACAUACUGUAUCUAAGUUCUACUCCCUCGGUACCGAAAUACAAGACGUUUUUGCUGUUCAGGUACAGAGGUAGUAGAUUAUUUGGGAAACCUAAAAUUUAGCUAAUAAGGAACUUCUGUGUAUUAUUGAGAACAUGAAAAUCUAUCAUUUGCGGGAAUCUGAAGAUUAUUCAGGGCUUACAACAUUCCGCAUAAGCUUAUGAUAUUUGUUUCUGGCCUUA